AGAGCUCUGCUUGUUCGGUUUUCCGGAAAACCAGCUCUGAUUCCAACCAGCUGUUUCCCGCCUCACACAGAUCAGCUGCACACACACACACACACAGUCGUAGUAGGCGGAGGCUGGAAGGCAACACACAUACACACACACACACACACGCUGGAGGGAACCCCAUCAGCUGUGGAAAGAAACACAGCUCGAUUUUACUUUUCGUUUUUUCUUCCCUCCUUCUCAGAUUGAAUUUUAGAGCGGGGUUUUAGGAUCUGCGCUACUGUUGGACGCCUUUGCGGGUUUUGUGGUAUUAACGAAAAACACAAUACUUCAACGAGAGCACACGAGUGGGAAGGGGAAGAAAACAGCAAACACGAACUACAGAAGGUGGCUUUGAAAGCAUGGACUAUGUCAGGAUGCCGACAGAGAAGAUAACAUCCCUGCAGCACUUCAAGCGGACGGAGAAGGAUGUUAUCGGCGGGCUUUGCAGCCUUGCGAACAUUCCCCUCAGUCCGGAGACGGCCCAGGACCAGGAGAGACGGAUCCGUCGGGAAAUCGCCAACAGCAACGAGCGGCGGCGUAUGCAGAGCAUCAACGCCGGAUUUCAGUCCCUCAAAACACUCCUGCCACACACAGAUGGAGAGAAGCUCAGCAAGGCCGCCAUCCUUCAACAAACAGCGGACUACAUAUUUACCUUGGAGCAGGAAAAAACUCAGCUGCUGACCCAGAACAACCAGCUCAAACGCUUCAUCCAGGAGUUCAGCGGCUCCUCGCCCAAAAGGAGGCGAGCCGAGGAGAAGGACGAAGGCAUCGGGUCUCCGGACAUGCUGGAGGAGGAGAAGGUGGAGGAGCUGAGGAGGGAGGUGAUCGACCUGCGGCAGCAGCUGGACAAGGAGCGCUCGGCUCGCAUGCAGCUGGAGGAGCAGGUGAUCUCAGCUGUGCGAUCUCUGGACGGCCAGCUGCACCCGGAGCGUCUGAAGGUGAUCACCCAGCAGGUGGAGGAGGAGCAGGCCCUCAUCCAGAGCCAGACGCUGCUGCGGCUACAGCAGAUCCACGCCGCCACCGACAGACAAACACACAGUCCUCAGGUGCUGGCUCCGCCCACUCCGCCUGCCCCAACCCACCACCCCACUGUCAUCGUCCCAGCUCCAACACUAAACCAACACCAUCACGUCACUGUGGUGACCAUGAGCCCAUCUGUCCACACCAGCACCGUGUCCACUUCCAGACAGAACCUUGACACCAUUGUGCAGGCCAUCCAGCACAUCGAGCGCACCCAGGAGAGAAGAGGCAGUUCCGAGGACGAGCAGAGGAGAGCCGUCAUCGUCAGCCCCACCCACGUCGCCAUGGACACCGCCUGCUCGGACACAGACACGGACACGGAGGGCGAGGACUGUUUGAUGAACUGACCCGCCCCCACCCACCCUGAACUCCUGCCUACCCCUGCCCCUCCAACACGCACACAAACACUUAAGACACCCUACUCACUGUAAGAUUCCCUCCAGGAGCUUGACUACUCACGUUAAUCUGUCUUUGGCAUUACCUAAACUCCUAAAUCCAGUGGUUUAAGCUCUGCGUCAAGUUUUGUACUGUAAUUUUUCGGAGUAUUGAAGAGGUAGGAGGGCCAGCGUGCAGGAUCCGUUGGAUCUCUGCAGCUACUUGAAUAAUCAAACGGUCUACUUGUAGAAAAAAAAAAAAAAAGAAAGGAAAAAAAAAAGGCUGUCGGCCCUCUGAUGUUUCUCGUUCGUGCGUGCUCUCCUCAUAAUCCCGGAAUCAUCGUCGCCCUCUUUCUGUCACUCCUGACAGUGCAGCUACAAUCUAAAGGAGUCAAUUUAUCAGAAAGUUGAAUGUAACGACACAAUAAGCAAGGAGAUCCUUACUCACAUGUUUUGUUUUUCGUAUAUUUCUGGUGGCUGUCAAAUCUUAAGCUAUUAAAUACUAAAUUUCACAAUUUGAACCUACACAUAAAAUCUUAUUUACUUGAAGAAAAAAAAGAGAAAAAAUAGCUGUUUUUAAACUCUAAAUAAGCCCUUAGAAAUGAGCUGAAUUCCUUCUCUGGUCUUUCAGUUUAGAUUUUGUUUGUUUUGUUUUUUUAAGUGUCACGGUCGCCAAUCGUCGAAGGUUUUGUUCUAAUUUAAAGUUAAUCGACUUUUCCUUUACCGUUUUUUGUUUGUUCUUAACAGGAGGGAGGAGAAAAACGCACCAUUACGUUUUUAACUUGAUGUCGGCUUGUUGCAUGAAAAACAUUCAGGUGCCGCAUUUUUGUAAAUAAGCGAUCAACCCGAGCCGGUUUGACUGAAUCAGACUCUUUGGAAUCUACAAAUGUUUCCAUCGAAGUUCUGAAACAGAUGGGCAUGAAUCAUGUUUCCAGCAUUUCCCCCUGAGGGCCUGAAUCCACCAUCUGGUCUUGGUGACUAUGCACUAGAGAUGUUGGGAUUUAUGCAAUUCCAUCUUUUGUACAUUUGUUGUUCUUCUUCUUAUAAUUUUUUUUUUCGUUGUCACUAUCAUUUAAACAUAGGGUGAAGUUCUCUAUGCACCGUGUAUGAAACUUGACGUGUUUAAAUGGAAGAAUGUAGUACUUAAGAGGUGCUUGUUUUAGUCGUCACCGUGGCGAUCUGCAGGGGCGCGACGAGCUGAGGCCAAAAGUACCUGCAAUAAGUCACCUUUCCUUUGUUUUUUGUUCCCCCCCACCCCUGGAGAUUUUCAGAUUUGACACAGGAGUUAAAUUUCUGGUGUCUUCUCUUGGGGGGAAGAAUCCCACAACUUCUAAGAGUUUCAAGAAGCAAAGUUUAACCAGCAGUAGAUCCUAGAACGUUGAGUAAAAAUACGACGCUGUCACAGUUUGUGCACAAAUUUUCUUUUUCUUUUCUUUUUUUAAAUCUCAAAGCAGAACAGCAACAGCUAUCCCUGCUGGUGAUAUCUGCAAAAUUGGACUGUUUUAUUUUUAUUUUUUUGCACCCAAACAAAUAGGAGUCUUCUUUCAGCCAGCUGUCCGGCAGCGCACAGCAACGGGUGGAAGUAGAGUUGGCUAAAUAUGCGUUUUUUUUGUUUGUUUGUUUGUUUACACUUAGUCUGGCUAUAGAAGAGAACUUUAUUUACAAACAUAUCCGGUAACUUCAAUGACUAUGGAGGCACCGGGCACGGACCAGUUUGUUUGGUAAAACCUGUUUUAUGUGCUUCUGUUUACAAAAAGAACGGCAGCAGAUUAUUCCAGCAGCUGCUAAGAUAAGAUAUUUAUCUGUUAUGCUUAUGAUGAAUAACCGUUAGUGUUUUUUGGGGGUUAGGGAGUAUUUCCAAAUGGAGAGGUUUGUUUGCGAUGCAAGCAAGAAAGGGAGCAAUUCCCGUUUUCAUCCGGAGAAAACUCGAGUACUUAACUUGGCAACUUAUUAGAAAUGCAUCUAAAGCACAGGAUCUGCAUAUUGGGAAAAACGUUCUUGUUGUCAAACUUAAAUAUUCCUUCGACUGGAUAACCGGCCCCUUGUGCCUCCAUUUUCUGAAGUUAUUACUUAAAGAAAACGGGAGUCGGUGUGUUUUUGUUUUUUUGUUUUUUAUCUAAUGUACAAACACAGACUGUAACUCUUUAAUUAAUUUAGGGAAACAAAUCAAUUUACAAGAGACAAAUUUAACCUUACACGGCUUUAGCGGGAAAACCGAAGCCCGAGCAUCAGAAACACUAACGGCAAAGUUUUUGACGUUGAAAAGCUGAAGAGAAUUGCAGAUGUGCCACUCGUAAAUCCCCCCCC
This is a messenger RNA of Poecilia reticulata (guppy), 3725 nucleotides long. Its product is annotated as transcription factor AP-4-like. The record is from RefSeq and is a predicted model, not a curated record. Gene Ontology annotation, biological process: regulation of transcription by RNA polymerase II. Gene Ontology annotation, molecular function: protein dimerization activity; RNA polymerase II cis-regulatory region sequence-specific DNA binding; DNA-binding transcription factor activity, RNA polymerase II-specific. Gene Ontology annotation, cellular component: nucleus. NCBI's taxonomy places the organism in Eukaryota, Metazoa, Chordata, Actinopteri, Cyprinodontiformes, Poeciliidae.